Molecule: messenger RNA, 537 nt
Organism: Phytophthora sojae
Lineage: Eukaryota; Oomycota; Peronosporomycetes; Peronosporales; Peronosporaceae
Exons: 1
Coding region: 1-537 (178 amino acids)
Cellular component (GO): nucleus
Molecular function (GO): DNA binding
Source: RefSeq, a predicted model, not a curated record
AUGGCGGAUGACGUGCCCCAGCUGAAGGCGCAUGAGCUGGUGCAGCGCUUAUGCAUCGAUGCCACGCAGCUCCGGCUUAGCAACGGCUGGCUUCGAAGCUUUAAGAAGCGCAAUGGAAUCCGCUCCCAUACGCUACACGGUGAAGGUGGAGCUGUAGAAAGUGAUGAAGUGCGAGAUGCGAGGCUAAAGCUACAAGAGUUGGUGGCGGAGGUUACACCCGAGAAUGUGUUCAACUUCGACAAGACGGCCCUUUUCUAUCGCUUAGCGCCUAAUCGAUUGCUAGCUACGACUAUUCGCAAGGGCAAGAAAAAGGAAAAACAUCAUUUGACUUUGGCCUUCUGCUGCAACACGAGUGGCUCCGACAAGCUCGACCCGAUUGCCAUCGGUACGGCCAACCCGAGGUGCUUUGAAAAGGGAGCGGCGAUUAAGGGUAAACCGAUAUGGUACAAGGCCUCCAAGAACGCGUGGAUGAUAUCUGUUAUUUUUGUCGAAUGGCUUCAUCACUUCAACAUGAGAAUGACAACAUCCUACUUCUAG